AUGAGAAGGGGAACACAGAAAAUGACGAAUGAGGAGAGCAGCUUAGAUGCAAGUGGUAUCAUAUUACCUGUUCCGGAUCCACCCAUCGGCGGGGAACCUCAUAUCCUAACUGAGGUUAGGAUGGCGAUUUCUAAGCUGAAAUAUGGGAAAGCUGCAACCAUAUGUGAUAUCCCUGCUGAAAUGCUAAAGUCUGGGGGUGAACCUAUGCGCGGUCGUGAAUUCAGUCGUAGGUUUCUUACAGCUUACAUUGACCUCAAGAAUGCAUUUAACUCGAUGCAUCAAGAAUCGCUAUGGGAAAUUCUGAGACUUAAGGGAAUUCUGACACGGAUUAUUGGACUAAUGGUAAGCCUACAUACCAGUACUGAGAGUGCUGUAAAUGAUGUUGCUAUCCUAUCUGAGUCUCUGGAAUCACUAGUGCCGGUUCUUGGUGCAUUUAGCAAUAAGGCGAUGCCCUUGGGCCUAGAGGGAGUGGACAUGACCGGCGUCAUGGCGGCUCUGCACGACCGGCAUGCGCUGGUGGACUUCAGCGCGCCUCUGUGGCUGGACGGGAAGACCAUCAUGUACAAGAGACCAGUGCGAGGCUCAGAUAUCGCGGGCUUCGUGAAACCUUUUACGCCGGAGUUGUGGAGCCUCGUGAUGGCCAGCACCUGCCUCGCCUUCCUGGUCACGGGCGCAGUCCACCUCGGCCAGGCCCUCGGUCCUGGCGGCGACGCGAAGCAAGAGAGGAGGCGGCCGGGCGGAGGUCAGCUGAUCCGAGAGGAGGUCAUCGACAGCGCCAACAGGUCCUUCCUCUGGACCUUCUCGGCGCUUCUUGGGCAGUCCGUGGCGCACGUGCCCUCCAGCGCCCCCGUCCGCGCCUUCGCCGGCGUGUGGCUCGUGGCGUCCCUCGUCGUCGGCGCCGUCUACCGCUCCAACCUCAAGGCCAUGCUGAUCCUGCCCAAGUUCUCGCUCCCGUUCGACAGCCUGGCGCAGUUCGUGGAGACGGACAUCCAGCUGUUCACGGCCAAGAAUGCGCUCAUGGACAGGGCCAUCCAGGAGGCGCCCCCGGACUCGCUCCUGGGCCGGCUGAAGGCCAGGAAGGUCGCCCACCAGGACCUGUUCCGCGCUUUCCAGGACGUGAAGGACGGCGUCCUCGCAGGCUCGGGCUCCAUGAUCUCCGGCUGGCACUUCCUCCACACCGACUUCUCGCUGACAGGGAAAUGCGACACGUACAUGAUGUCUGAGUUGAUGUUCCAAACGACGAGUCAGUGUCUGGCCUUUCCCAAAGGGUCUCGUCUGAAGGCAAAGGUGGACAGAGUAAUCCACGGCCUGAAGGAGUUCGGGAUCCUGGACCACCUCCUGCGCCGCGCCAUCCACAACGCGACGGAGUGCCUCAAGCCUCUCAGCGCCCAAGCCGACAACUCCCUUCGGCCGCUGGAACUCGGGGACUUCUACGGCGUCUUCUGCAUCUACUUAGGAGGCAUGGUCCUCUGCACCUUCGUCUUCCUCGCCGAAAAGGUCAUCGGUUCUCGAAGCAAGAGAAGGUUAGAGGAUGAGGUCACCGGAGGGCAGAGAGGACGACGACCUUAG
Messenger RNA from Penaeus indicus, 1569 nucleotides. RefSeq names its product glutamate [NMDA] receptor subunit 1-like. The coding region runs from base 1 to 1569 and encodes 522 amino acids. The transcript is spliced from 12 exons. The record is from RefSeq and is a predicted model, not a curated record. Lineage: Eukaryota; Metazoa; Arthropoda; Malacostraca; Decapoda; Penaeidae. Gene Ontology annotation, cellular component: membrane. Gene Ontology annotation, molecular function: ligand-gated monoatomic ion channel activity.